Sclerotinia trifoliorum is the source of this 1786-nucleotide messenger RNA. NCBI's taxonomy places the organism in Eukaryota, Fungi, Ascomycota, Leotiomycetes, Helotiales, Sclerotiniaceae. The record is from the annotation of a GenBank genome assembly.
AAACUUAGUAAGUGCUUUGCAGGAGAAGCGUAAGCAAUUGGCAGGGAUGGAUGGCAAGGAUAUCAAAGCACACCUUAGCUCCAAUCGAUGACCAAUCUCAAUUCUACCCCGCCAUCAAUGGCACCUCGAGCUCCAUAUGCUUUCUUGGUAAAGAUUACCUCAUUAUAUAUAAAGAUAUAAAGAGUAAUAACGUCGCCUGUUUUCUUCAUUGCCAUAAAUUCAUGCUUUCUCGACUUCUUCAAUUAUCUACCCAGCUUCCAACUCUUUCAAAGUUACCAAUACGAGCUUUCAGUUCUAUUAAAUCUACAAAUAUGGUUCGUUAGCCUCCAAGCUCCUUAAUGUCUGGAAACCCGAUAGCUCUGAAGCUCUUAGGAAGUAUAUAAGCAGUUGAAAUAAUAGCUGACGUGCGAAACAUAUAGUCUGAGCAAAAAAUCACCCAGUGGGUUGCACUUAAUGAUAAAUCUGGAGAAUUCAAACGAGGCCAAUCCCAAUUUCGAAAUUUCAUCAAGAAAGGAGGGGAGUUCCCACCGGAGAAAGGAAGAUACCAUCUCUACGUAACUACACCCUCCCAGGCCAAGCUUUUCUCCCGACUAAUCAAAAACACCAUUAGGUAUCUUAUGCUUGUCCAUGGGCACAUCGCACGUUGAUUGUACGCAAACUCAAGGGCCUUGAAGAUAUCAUUCCAUAUACUAGUGUACAUUGGCAUAUGCAAGAAAAAGGAUGGAGAUUUGCGACUGCUGAAGAUGAUAUCUCCGGUGACAACGUUACUGCAUCUCCAGUUGAAGCCCAUAAAGGUUUUACGCAUUUGAGAGAGAUAUACUUUCAGGUUGAUCCAGAAUAUACUGGCAGGUUCACAGUUCCGACUCUUUAUGAUGUGAAGCAGGGAAAGAUUGUUAGUAAUGAGAGUAGUGAAAUUAUUAGGAUGUUUUAUACCGAGGUUGGUUUUAAUUUACUUGUUCCUGUCAUUCUUUCAAAAUUUGGGGUUAGGUGCUGAUAUUAAAAUAGUUUGAUGAUAUUAUUGCUCCGGAAUACAAGAAUGUCGAUCUCUUUCCUGCAAAUCUACAGAAAGAGAUUGAAGCUACGAAUGAAUGGACUUACAAUGAUAUCAACAAUGGUGUCUAUAGAUCUGGUUUCGCUACUAAGCAGGAAGCUUAUGAUAAAGCUGUUACUCAACUCUUCACAUCCUUGGAUCGUGUAGAGAAACAUUUGAGUGAGAACGAGGGACCUUAUUAUUAUGGAAAGAAUAUUACCGAAGCGGAUGUCAGGUUAUUCACAACAAUCAUCAGAUUCGAUGUCGUUUAUGUCCAGCAUUUUAAGGUAUGUGUCUACUCGAUUCAACGCAUUGAAUGUAUGUGAUGAUAGCUAAUGUGUUAAAGACAAACAUUCGGGACAUCCGAUCGGGAUAUCCGUAUAUCCAUAAAUGGUUGAGAAAUUUGUAUUGGAAUGUUUCAGCAUUUGGAGAGACAACUGAAUUCACUCAUAUCAAGAACCAUUAUACAAAGAGUCACACUCAGGUAUGUACCCCUUUUCCUUUCAUGGCCAUGUUGUAUACUAAUUUCAAUCUAGAUCAAUCAAUUUAGUAUCGCUCCUCUGGGACCUGAACCACCUAUUUUGAGGGAAGAUGAAGAAGUUCCAGCUGUAAAAUAUGCUCUGAGUUUGAGGAAGUGAGUCGGACGAGAUGUAGUAUAAUGUGGAUUUUCUUGGGAAAUGGCUAUUGAUGAAAAGCGUACGGAGUAAGGCUGUAAUAAUAUGAUGAAUCUAUAUACAAUCCGAUUCCAGUUUGAGC